AUCAAAGCUGCAACGUUUAUCUGUUUACAGUCUGUCCAAGGGUCCCGACCCGACCCAAUGGGUCCAACAUAAAUAUAUUUUAAAUAAUCAACAUCGCCAUUACGACGCGCGUGCGCCACACACAUCUCUUCUCCCAUUUGAGGUUCUCACUUUUCUCACUUUUAUACCGCUUUCUUUUCUCCGUAGGCUCCUCCUCUUUUUCUCUCUGCAAUCUCUCAGUGAUCUAGGAGUAGGUUUCAUAUAAAGAGAAGUUUCUGGAAAAACCGUUUGAAAAAUCUUCAUGGCAGAUGCUACUGACCCAUUUCCCGACUUGGGGAGUGUGUAUAAAAUAUCUGGUCGCCAAGUUAAUCAACUAAGUCAGAAUGUGGCAGACAUCAAGCUAGCUUCUGCACAGAAUGGUGACAAGGAGAACUCUUGGGAAUCCAAAAACAGAGUUGCUGCAAGUUCUGGGUUUCCUCAAGAUUCUACUCCUAAUGUAUGGGGACACCCAAAUGUGAUUCAGAAACUUAGGAUGCAAAGUAAUAGUGGUUCAGAAAAGGCUACUGACAAUGCCUGGCUGACUCAGAAUGAUGUUUCUUGGAAUUCCUGUGGACGUGGUAGUGCAUGGACCCAACAAGGUGAUGGAACAUGGGGAAAUAGUCGUACAAAAUCUCCAUCUUCGGAGCAUGGAAGGAACUGCCCUGCUCAAGCUGGUUUCACUUUGUCUAACAGUUCACAGCAUGGUCAAGUUAAAACGAACCACCAAGUUGGUGAUAAUUUGGAUGAUGAAAAUGGAGUUAAUGAAUAUGAUAAUGAUGAUUUUGAUGUUGUGUACGAUAGUGAUGAUCUUGAUGACUAUGUUUCUGAUUCAGAUGAAGAUGAAAAGGGCCAUGAAGCACGCAAGAAGAGCAAGUGGUUCAAUUUAUUUUUUGAAAGUUUAGAGAAACUGACUGUUGAGGAGAUUAUUUCACCAGAUCGGAAGUGGCACUGCCCUGCGUGUCAAGGUGGGCCAGGAGCCAUCAACUGGUAUCGGGGCAUGCAACCCCUAAUGACUCAUGCCAUGACUAAAACAACACGGAGAGCUAAGCUGCAUCGAGUAUUUGCGGAAGUUUUGGUUGAAGAGAUGCGUAGGAGAGGAACUUUCAUUAAACCAGGCAAUGAUGCCUUUGGCAGAUGGGAAGGGCUGAAUGAUAGAGUUGCAGAUCAUGAAAUAGUUUGGCCUCCAAUGGUUAUCAUUAUGAAUACAAGAUAUGAACAGGAUGAAAAUGGCAAGUGGACUGGAAUGGGAAAUCAAGAGCUUCUCAAUUACUUCAGCUCAUACGCUGCUGUAAAAGCGAGACACUCAUAUGGUCCACAAGGGCAUCGGGGGAUGAGUGUUUUGAUCUUUGAGAGCUCAGCAGCAGGGUAUUUAGAAGCUGCACGACUGCAUAAACAUUUUAAAGAGCAAGGGAGGGAUAGGGAUGCUUGGGAUUGUUCACAGGUUCCAUUCUGUCCUGGUGGGAAGCGCCAACUCUAUGGCUACAUUGCCAUUAAAGAAGACUUGGAUAUAUUUAACCGACACUCUCAAGGAAAGUCCAAGCUGAAAUUUGAGACGAGGUCAUACAAAGAGAUGGUCGAGAGCCAGAUAAAGAAGAUAAAUGAUGAUAGUCAGCAGCUUACCCGACUUAAAGAGAAGGUUGCUCAAGAACAGAAGCACUCACAAGUCCUUGCAGAGUCUCUAGGGCAACUGAGUGAGAAGCUCCGCCAGACAAUGGAGGAAAAUUGCAUCGUGAGGCUGAGAACUAGAUUGCAGCAUGAGCAGAACAAAGAAGAGUUUGGUGCCACAGAACAAUAUUUUAAGGAGAAAAUCAACCUUAUUUACCAAGCCAUACACACUAAAGAAGAGAAUUUUGAGAAGCAGCAGAAGGCAGUGAGGGAGAGAGUUAUGCGGUCAAAUGCUAAUCCAAAAAAUAAUGAAGGCGAAUGCAGUGCUACUGAGAUGGAUGAAAACACAAAGUCCAUAAUAAUCCAGGAGAAAAAGAUGGAGGAAUUUGAUAGAGAGAGGGAGAAGCUGAUGAAAAGUCAUCAAGACAGAAGGUUGGCAAUCACACAGAGGUAUUGGGAGGAGCUGAUUGAGCUUGAGAAAGGAUUCGAAAAAGAAUUGACCCUGCUCAUGGGAAAGUACACCCCAGAUUGCGUUGAGGAAGAGGCCACAAACAGCCUUAAAGAGGAUAAAACAAGAGAGGAACCGGAUAUGAAAACAGAAUAGACCAGCAAUGAUACAAUUCAAGGAGAGAAAGAAGCUAACAUGAAAUCUUUUGCUUCCAAGGUAAAUAUACACCAGUUUUGUUACUUAAGAUACUUAAGUAUUGUACACAGCGAAAAAGGCGGAGAAAGGAAGAGGAGGCGGCGUUCCAGGUUGGGAUGAACACUGGAAUAGUAAAACUUCAUGUGCUUUUUUACAUUUCUAAGGAUUCUUUUCUGUUUCAGCUUUUUGGCAAUGACAAACUUGACUCAAAUCUGCUUUCAUCUGUUGAUAUAUGCUUGCAUGUAUGUUUGAUGACUUUGAAGUCUUCCUUUCCCAACUUUUGCUCCCUUAAUGCAAAGUAAACCCGGAAACUCC
Durio zibethinus is the source of this 2581-nucleotide messenger RNA. RefSeq names its product protein SUPPRESSOR OF GENE SILENCING 3-like. Gene Ontology annotation, biological process: regulatory ncRNA-mediated gene silencing; defense response to virus. The record is from RefSeq and is a predicted model, not a curated record. Lineage: Eukaryota; Viridiplantae; Streptophyta; Magnoliopsida; Malvales; Malvaceae.